AUGGCGGGGGCGCCGGGAGAUCGAUCCCUGAAGGAGACUCCGACUUGGGCAGUGGCUGCUGUUUGUGCUGUUUUUGUUAUAAUUUCAGUGCUUAUCGAGCACGGAAUUCACUCUCUUGCAAAGUGGUUCCAAAAUCGCCAAAAGAAGGCCUUACUUGAAGCUCUCGAGAAAAUAAAAGCCGAGUUGAUGCUCUUGGGAUUCAUAUCUUUUCUUCUGACCAUUGGACAAAAGCCCAUAUCUAUGAUUUGUAUUAAUAAAAAAGCUGGAGACACAAUGCUUCCCUGCAAGAAGGAAAAGUAUGACUAUGGAUCAUCGGAAGGUGGCAAUCACAGAAAGCUUUUGUGGGCAGCUGAAGAGCUGCCAUGGCGCCGGGUCUUGGCGGCUGGGACUGGAGAUGAAUAUUGUACCAAUCAUGACAAAGUACCUUUAAUUUCCCAAUCUGGAGUGCAUCAACUGCAUAUCUUCAUUUUCGUGCUAGCCAUUUUUCAUGUCCUAUAUAGUGUGGUGACCAUGGCUCUCGGGCGUGCAAAGAUGAAUAGGUGGAAGGUAUGGGAGUCCGAGACGACGUCUUUAGAGUAUGAGUUUUCACAUGAUCCAUCGAGGUUCAGGUUCACCCACCAGACAUCCUUUGUUAGGCGGCACGCUACUGUCUCCAGUGGAAAACCGGGUCUCAAAUGGAUCGUUUGCUUUUUCCGGCAAUUUUUCCAAUCAGUCACAAAAGUCGACUACUUAACUCUUCGUCAUGGGUUUAUCAAAGCCCAUCUUGCUCCUAAUAGCAAAUUCAAUUUCCACAAGUAUUUGAAAAGAUCACUCGAGGACGAUUUCAAAGUGGUCGUUGGCAUCAGCCCUCCGCUAUGGGCUUUCGCUGUAUUUUUCUUGCUCCUCAAUGUGUACGGAUGGUACACGUUUUACUGGCUCUCAUUCGUGCCACUUAUUAUACUUCUCCUGGUAGGAAUGAAGAUGGAAGUCAUCAUCAUGGAGAUGGCUCUUCAGAUCGAAGAACGAAACGCUGUGGUGAAAGGAGCCCCAGUAGUAGAACCAAGCAAUAAGCUCUUUUGGUGGCGCCCUGAAUGGAUCCUUUUUUUGUUACAUUUCACCUUGUUUGAGAACGCAUUCCAAAUGGCAUUCUUCUUGUGGACUUGGUACGAGUUCGGGACAUCAUCUUGCUUGCACAAUAACUUGGUGGGCGUUGUAGCACGGGUGAUGAUGGGAAUGGCAUUGCAGUUCCUUUGUAGCUAUAGCACUUUCCCCCUUUAUUCCUUGGUUACACAGAUGGGAUCCCACAUGAAGAAGGCAAUAUUCGAAGAACAAACCACGAAGGCUCUCAAGAAAUGGCAAAAAGCAGCUAGAGCAAGGAAGAAACAGAGAGAGGCAGGGGUGGAGAUGCCCUCAGGUUACAUGAGUAGUGAAAACACACCAAGUCGAGGUUCUUCACCAAUACACCUACUCCAUAAAUAUAACAGAAGAGCUACUGAUGUAGAGAGCAUAACAGCUUCCCCAAAUUCAUAUACAUCAGACAAUGACAUAUCCGAUAUUGAAAAUUCACACUACGAACAUAUGAUGCACAGCACAGAGCCAAGGGGAUCAAGCAAUGAGCACCCAAUUCAUGGCCAAACGAGGAGUAACUCAGAGCCAAGAGCAUUGGACAUGGAGCCUCCAACACUGGGACAUUUGAGACACAACUCAGAGCCAAGGAGUUAUGAUCCCUCAGUCAAGGAUGGAGAUGGCGAUUUCUCCUUUGUUCAGCCUUGAAACAAGAAAAAGAAUGAAUGAGAAUCCUAAA
This is a messenger RNA of Amborella trichopoda, 1783 nucleotides long. Its product is annotated as MLO protein homolog 1-like. Gene Ontology annotation, biological process: defense response. Gene Ontology annotation, cellular component: membrane. The record is from RefSeq and is a predicted model, not a curated record. Lineage: Eukaryota; Viridiplantae; Streptophyta; Magnoliopsida; Amborellales; Amborellaceae.